Messenger RNA from Rhopilema esculentum, 1338 nucleotides. The record is from RefSeq and is a predicted model, not a curated record. Lineage: Eukaryota; Metazoa; Cnidaria; Scyphozoa; Rhizostomeae; Rhizostomatidae.
AUGGCGCUGGUCAAUGCUGAAAACAAAAAAAGAUUGGCCGUUUUUGGUCGACUUUUGCGUGAACGUUCAAGGAGAAGAGCACUUCAACAAUCAAUUAUAAUCUCUUUUCUUCGAAGAAGAAUAGUGUUAAAAGCUUUUUUGCUUAUACUUUUAUUGCUGCUAUAUGACAAAGUCGUUGUGCAACCUAGAAGAGAGGCAAGAAGAAGGCAACGCACGUGCAGACGCCUACCUAGGAAUACUGGCUGGUGGAAUAAUGUAAAGGACCAUUAUUCAAAUGCAAGAUUUAAGAAAACCUUUAGGGUAUCGAGAGAAACAUUCUCAUUCAUUCUUGAACGAGUUAAGCAUGACAUCGAAAAGAAAUCAUUGACUGAAAAACCUAUACCUGCAGAGAUACACCUUGCUGUGUGUUUGUAUAGGUUAGGAAGGGGUGACUACCUCUACACCAUAUCAGAGCUGACUGGUUUUGCUGUGGCAACAGUUUGUCAGAUUGUCAACGAAGUUUCAGCAGCUAUUGUGAACAACCUCUGGGAUGAGACUGUUACAUGCCUUUUCCCACGCACAACUCAAGAUUUUAGAAAUUGUAUGGAAGAAAUGGAAAGUGAAUGGCAGUUUCCUUAUUGCUUUGGUGCUUUUGAUGGGUCUCAUAUACCCAUCAAGUGCCCACAUGGAGGUGCUGAAGCCUGCAAAGAAUUUCACAACUUUAAAAAUUUUUAUUCAACAGUAAUUAUGGCCCUUGUCGAUUCAAAAUAUCGAUUUAUUUGGGUGAGUGCAGGGUUCCCUGGAAAUUCCCAUGAUGCAGUGAUCCUAAAGUCAACCAAAUUGUACAGUUCACUGGCAUCAAGCCAAAUCAUACCACACAUCGCGCAGAAUGUAGAUGGAUCAGAGAUUGCACCAUUACUUCUUGGUGAUGGUGCAUUCCCCUUCCAUACUUGGCUAAUGAAGCCAUACAGCAAUGCAUAUUUAACACCGCAGCAAAGGUACUUCAACUACCGCCUUAGCGGUGCUCGCAUGGUCACUGAGGGUGCAUUUGGGCAGUUAAAGGGAAGAUGGCGGAUUCUCCUUAGAAAAUGCGAAAGCAGGCCAGAGAAUGUUAAAGUUUUUACUUUGGCAUGUGUUGUCUUGCAUAAUUUAUGUAUUCGCUGUCAAGAUGUUGCACCAAGGCAGUGGGAUCUCACCAAGGAUCCAUCCUCCAACAAAAGAAGGGAUCAAUCAGAAGUUCGUAAACUUUUGUUGAUGAGAAAUUGCAGGACUGUUACAGAUAAUAACAGGAAUGCGACCAAGAUAAGGGAAACAUUAAAGGAUAAAUUUUGGCGUGAAAAAAUAGACAUCACUAAUUAG